Molecule: messenger RNA, 1242 nt
Organism: Lepus europaeus (European hare)
Lineage: Eukaryota; Metazoa; Chordata; Mammalia; Lagomorpha; Leporidae
Gene: PTPN7
Product: protein tyrosine phosphatase non-receptor type 7
Exons: 10
Coding region: 1-1242 (413 amino acids)
Biological process (GO): protein dephosphorylation
Molecular function (GO): protein tyrosine phosphatase activity
Source: RefSeq, a predicted model, not a curated record
AUGUGUCUGCUCCCAUCUGAGGCCGUGGUCAGCAUCCUCGGCCCCUCCGAGCCCUGGCCACACACCUCCGUGGCUGCCAAGGCACUUGAAGCGGAAGAGGAGGAGAGGGGGGACCUCCUGGCCAACCGAGCCUCCCCUGGGCCCGGCACCCCACCCCAGCAUGGUCCAGGCCUGCGGCAGCAGUGCUCCAAAACACAGCCAGCAACCUCGCCGUGGGGGGCAGUCAUGACCCAGCCUCUGCCGGCCAAAGCACCUGCCAAGAAGCAUGUGCGGCUGCAGGAAAGACGGGGCUCCAACGUGGCUCUGAUGCUGGACGUCCGGUCGCUGGGGGCCGUGGAGCCCAUCUGCUCGGUGAGCACCCCGCGGGAGGUCACCCUGCACUUCCUGCGCACAGCUGGACACCCCCUGACCCGGUGGGCUCUGCAGCACCAGCCGCCCAGCCCCCAGCAGCUGGAGGAGGAAUUCUUGAUUCCCUCCAACUUCGUCAGCCCCAAAGACCUGGACAUCCCUGGGCAUGCCUCCAAGGACCGCUACAGGACCAUCUUGCCAAAUCCGCAGAGCCGUGUCUGCCUGGGCCGGGCACAGAGCCAGGAGGAUGGAGACUACAUCAAUGCCAACUACAUCCGAGGCUAUGGCGGGCAGGAGAAGGUCUACAUCGCCACCCAGGGCCCCAUGCCCAACACUGUGGCCGACUUCUGGGAGAUGGUGUGGCAAGAAGAGGUGCCCCUCAUCGUCAUGCUCACGCAGCUCCGAGAAAGCAAGGAGAAAUGCGUGCACUACUGGCCCACAGAUGAGGAGACCUACGGGCCCUUCCGGGUCGGCCUCCGGGACAAGAAGGAGCACGCAGAGUACACCGUGCGGCAGCUCACCAUCCAGCACCAGGAUGAGCGCCGAUCGGUCAAGCACGUCCUCUUCUCAGCCUGGCCUGACCACCAGACCCCUGACUCGGCAGCACCCCUGCUCCGCCUGGUGGCCGAGGUGGAGGAUGGCCCUGAGACAGCCGCCAAGACGGGGCCCAUUGUGGUCCACUGCAGUGCAGGGAUUGGCCGGACUGGCUGUUUCAUUGCCACUCGCAUUGGCUGCCAACAACUGAAGGCCCGAGGGGAAGUGGACAUUCUGGGCAUCGUGUGCCAACUGCGCCUAGACAGAGGAGGGAUGAUCCAGACCGCGGAGCAGUACCAGUUCCUGCAUCACACUCUGGCCCUGUACGCCGCCCAGCUACCCGAGGAGCCCAGCACCUGA